Molecule: messenger RNA, 1512 nt
Organism: Trichoderma citrinoviride
Lineage: Eukaryota; Fungi; Ascomycota; Sordariomycetes; Hypocreales; Hypocreaceae
Product: glycosyltransferase family 31 protein
Exons: 3
Coding region: 1-1512 (503 amino acids)
Cellular component (GO): membrane
Molecular function (GO): glycosyltransferase activity
Source: RefSeq, a predicted model, not a curated record
AUGGCUCUUUCGAGAAAGCUGUCGCGACCGCUUUUUAUACCACCUGCAUUGCAUAGCCGACCUAUUCAGAACAUCAUUUUGUUUGCUUUCUGUCUUAUUCUACUAUCGGUCAUUCUAUUCAACCUCAGAGAACCGGAGAAGGGCCCGUUGCUGCCUUAUCAGAUAUACCCACAAACCAACGACUCUACGCAGCAUACAGUGACCGAAUUCCUGCCCGCGUCUAUACGCCCGGAAACAGACUCCGUUGGCCAACUUUGCGACUCAUUUCCCAGACAUGUCUUGUCACGGAUACAGCCAGUGCUCAAGACGGGCCAUGGCGAUGAUAAAGAAAGGCUGAACGCGCAGAUGGACAGCACCAGUGCCUGCUUUACACCAGACGAACUGAUCGUCUUCUCCGACCUCGACGAAGAAAUUCGGGAUCAUCAUGCCAUCGACAUUCUGGCCCAUCUACCUAGCUCUCACUAUAAUGCCACGGCUUUCAAGAUGUGGGAAGAGUACCUUGCUCAGAAAGAGAUGCAGACUAAAGGUACAUUGGAUACCGAAGCACAAGAAAAGCACAUAAAUGGAUGGGCACUGGACAAGUUCAAAUUCUUACCGAUGAUGGAAAGGGCCUGGGCCAUGAAACCUGAUAGGGACUUCUAUGUCUUUUAUGAGACAGACACGUAUAUAUUCUGGGACAACCUCUUCCGAUUUCUUCAACUAUACGAUCCAGAUGCAAAUAUCUACAUGGGCUCCCCAUCGCCUGGACGCCGUGAUCCAAAACGGGGGGACCAAGGCACAUUAUUUGCCAAUGGAGGGCCUGGAUACGUCAUCAGUCGAGGAGCUAUGAAGACCAUGCUGCAGCGCACCGCUGGUUCACAUGGGCAAUAUAUUGACGGCCCGCUCUCUAUGAAAUUUAGCCAUCUGAAUAACGAUGAAGAGUGCUGUGGCGAUAGCGUUCUGGGAUGGGUGCUAUGGGAGCUUGGAAUUCCUAUGCAUGGUCACUGGCCCAUGUUCAGUGACUAUGGCCUACAUGAGAUUCCUUUCAAUGACCAGCAUUGGUGCCAACCACUUAUAAGUCUGCAUAAGACAUCUCCAAAAGAUAUGGUAGAUUUAUUUCGCUGGGAAUUUAGCCAACACAAGACCCAGCGGCCGUUGUUAUACUCUGAUGUGUGGGAGUUUCACAAACCCGGUACGGUCCCAAUGCGUGAGGACUGGGACGGCGGCCGGUUUGACGCCUUUGAUCCACCUCCCGAAGAAGUCGUCGAAUCCUCCGAGCAGUGCAGCCGUGCCUGUGCCGAGGAUCCCAGCUGUCUACAGUGGAAAUGGGAGGGAAGGGAUCGAAAGAAAUGCAAUCUUUUAGGCUCAUUACAGCAUGGAAGAGAACGCAAGGAGGAAAAGGAAGGCAAUGAUAAGGAGACAUGGGUAGACUUCACGUCGGGAUGGGUAGAGGAACACAUCAGGGAAUGGAAGGAAAAGCAAGACUGUAGUAAUAUCAAGUGGUUAGGGGCUAGUAUAGAAAGGAAAUUAUAA